AUGGGGGAGAACAGAGAGAGUCCAACAGAGGAUGCGGUGGAGAACGCUGAGCAACCAACGGAGGAUGCAAUGGUGGAAAAUGUAGAGCGACUAACGGAGGAUGCAACGGUGGAGAACAGAGAGCAACCCUGUCCUGAUUUUGUCAUCCCAGAGCAUUUUGGUGCUUUUGACAAUUCAGUGUCAUUGUACUCUGGCUUUGACAACAGCACCCUCACCUCUCCACGGCACCCUACUAUGUCCCAGACUUGUGACUGUACCAUGCUAACAACUUUGAAUAUACCAGAUGUUCCAAGUGAGCCUGCAGAUGGCCCCUCUGCAUCACACCAAUCUGAGGAUGACUCCUGCCAGGACAGUCUGACCAAACAAGCUACUGCUAUUGUGUUGACUGCAAGAGAAAGACACCAUCUUUCGCAGACUGGUGUGAAUGAAGUUGUGGCUGCAAUGCAACAGUACCAAGCUUUGUUGGUGACCAAUCUGAGGAGUCGGCUACAAAGAGUAUUCCAACAACACCAGGGAAGUGAACUUGAAAAGGAGGCUCUGGCGGUAUUUGACCAGUUGGAGGAUCCGUUUGCCUCUGUUUCAACAACGUACAGGCAGGACUGUGUGAUUAAGGACUAUUUCCAUUUUGUAGAGUCAGAGGAAGUUACUGUUGGGUAUACUGCUUGCUUUCUUAAAAAAGGAGCAAAAAGAGUCCUCCCUACCAGACCCAAAUGUUUUCAAUGGUGA
Messenger RNA from Neoarius graeffei (lesser salmon catfish), 726 nucleotides. RefSeq lists its product as uncharacterized. The transcript has 4 exons. Lineage: Eukaryota; Metazoa; Chordata; Actinopteri; Siluriformes; Ariidae. Bases 1 to 726 code for a protein of 241 amino acids. The record is from RefSeq and is a predicted model, not a curated record.